This is a messenger RNA of Scleropages formosus (Asian bonytongue), 3856 nucleotides long. RefSeq names its product protein FAM214A-like. The record is from RefSeq and is a predicted model, not a curated record. Bases 380 to 3319 code for a protein of 979 amino acids. The transcript is spliced from 13 exons. Lineage: Eukaryota; Metazoa; Chordata; Actinopteri; Osteoglossiformes; Osteoglossidae.
GUUGUGCCCUGCCUGCGUGCGUGUGUAGCUGUGUGGCAGCGGAGACAGAGACACUCGGCCGCCGGGUGCCCGCCGUCCCGUCCGUGGCGUGGGGGCUGGUUGGUGUCCGCUUUCUUGGCUCCUCGAACACUUCCCCACACAUGCUAAUUGAGUCAUUUGUCUCUCGUUUCAAGGACAUAAGCGGACAUGGGACGCUCUCGGUUAUAGAGGUACUACUGUUGAGGAGUUAAGUGCACGCAGGUUGUUGUGGGUUCCGCUCCAGAUCCGAGGACCGGCGGCUCGCGCAGCUCUUUUAAGAUCGAGACGGAUCUCCGACCAGAGAGAGCAGCGAAUCCAGACGUGCCGCGGGAACCUGGCUGGUCCACGGAACCCGCCGACGAUGAAGGCGGACAGAGAAACCGCUCCGAGGGGAACAGAGGACGAUCGCGCUCUGGUUUCCGUGCACCGUGCCUCCUCUUGCACAGAUGCUUCCGAGGAGUACUUUGAAUAUGAUGCCGAGGAAUUCUUGGUCUUCCUCACUUUGCUGAUCACGGAAGGCCGCACUCCAGAAUGUUCCAUCAAGGGCCGCACGGAGGGGCCCCACUGCCCUCCAGCGCAGCCUGUGUCCUCCAAACAUGAGUGCAAUGAGAAGCUGCCACAGUGUCAGCAAGCCAAGAGAACACGCUCUGAGGUGAUGGUCCUGUGGAGGGACAGUGUUCCCAUAAAGAUUGAGGUGAUGCUGCUUCCUGACUGUUGCUAUAGUGAAGAGGGUCCUGGCAACGACCUGGAGGACCCCGCCAUCCAGCAGGACGCAGUACUGCUGGAGCGAUGGAUCCUGCAACCGGUUCCUAGACAAAGCGGAGAUCGCUUCAUUGAGGAGAAGACUCUGCUGCUGGCAAUACGCUCCUAUGUGUUCUUCUCUCAGCUAAGCGCCUGGCUGAGUGCUUCACGUGGCAUUGUCCCCAGGAAUAUCUUAUACAGGAUCAGCGCAGCGGACAAGGGGUUGCUGUGGGGCUUCUCCCAGCCACCGGCUGAGCACGCUUUCCCGGUGCCCAAUGUCUCGCACAGCGUGGCCCUCAAAGUACACGUCCAAUCCUUGCCACGGCAACCUCACUAUCCCGUGUUGACUUGCAGCAUACAUACCAGCCUGGCCUUCCAGAAGGAGAAACCUGACUGUGAUUCUUCCUACAGAAAACAAGGACAACUCCUUAGCUCUCCACCUUCAGUCUGCCUGAACUCCACCACUACCCCUGGCAAAUUCCCACCCCUAGAGUCCUCCCCCUCUGGCAAAGCAACCAGAUUGCUCCAUUCUACUCUUAGUGACUCCCCUGGUGUCAGUGCUCUUCUGCAUCCUGGAGUGAAAACUGAUGAUGCCGAAGACUCCAAGACUCCUGAAGUACUUGUUAGCGCUUUAAAAUCAAUCUCCCCAGUGAAUCCACCAACACCUGGCUCAAGCUCCAGACCACAGCUUCCUGAUGAAUCAAGCUCCUUGAUUGGCACCUUGCUCCAGGAGAGGCAGGAGGUCAUCGCCCGAAUUGCCCAGAAUUUAAAUUACUAUGACUUUACUGGACCUAUCAUCCCAGAUGGCGUUUUGAGAUGUAAUGAGGCACAGAGCCUCAAAUCGCUGCUUCUUGCUUCUUACCUCUUAGCACUGCAGGAUGGUGCUGCACAGGAUGGGGCGUGUGAGAGGAGGAGCUGGCCUUUGCCCUGUGACAUGCCGUGCGAUUCAUGUAGCAGAGCCAAACUGGACACUGAACCAAAACCCUCCCCCAGGCCGCUUGCCUGUAGGAAGCUGCUCCUGCAGCACCCUGCAGACAGAUCUGGGCUCUUAGAAGAGGCGGGGCAAGACUUCUCCCAGCAAACGCUGGGCUCUCUGCAAGAGUGCCAGAGCAGUUGUGCUGAGUUCCAGCACUGUGCACACCGCACCUGCGAAAAUAAAACGGGCGGAGUGAGCGGUCGUCAAGGCAGCGUCCAUGCAGACAAAGUGCCGAGCUCAUCGUCCCCUGUAGAGUCCCUCAUCCCUUUGGGCGCUGUGUCACCCCUCCCCACAGAUUCGAGAAGCAGCGUGGUAAAUAGCAACUUUCAUAAAGAUUGUUCCUCCAGACCUCAGAAUGUAGCCUGUUUUAAACUUGAAAAUCCUCCAGCAGAGGCUGUUCCAAACCUUUUACAAUCCCUUAGUUUACAAACAGCCACACAGGGCUCCCAGGAGUCCCCCAGCAUCGAGCCCAAUUCCCAGAGUCCUGGCAGCUCACAGGGGUGUCAGAACAAUGCCAAUACAGCAAAGAAGUGCUCCCAAUACCAAGAGGUUAGUGUCCCCGAAGCACAGAUUAAGGGAAUCCCACAGUCCCACUUCAGUGGACAAAAUGAGAAUCGGGACCCUAGCAGCCUUAUCCAGAUGGUCCAUGACCAGCACCAGCGAGUCGGGCCUGAUCCAGCACAGAAUGGACUUGUCACGUCUCCCCUGAAGCCAUGCAAUAUCUGGAACACGCAGAACCGCCGCUCCUUAGACGGCACAGCAACCAAAGCCUUCCACCAGCGCACUGGGCUACCGCUGCUAUCGAGCCCGGUUCCACAGAGGAGAAGUCAGACUGGGUACUUUGAGCUGGACACUUCUCUGACUCAUAGCAGAGGGAUGCCGUGGCCUGGUAACAGAAGAGCAUCUUUGAAAAGAGAGGACAAGGUCUCAGAAAUGGACCAGCAGGUGCUGAGCACCAGCGCCCCACCAGCAAGCCUCAGCCUUCUCGGAAACUUUGAGGAGUGUGUGUUGAACUACCGCCUGGAACCCCUGGGUACGGUGGAAGGCUUCAGGGCUGAGGUGGGAGCCAGCGGAACAUUUUGCCCUGGUCACAUGACCCUGCCCGUUGACGUGUCCUUCUACAGCGUCUCCGAUGACAAUGCACCUUCCCCAUACAUGGGAGUUAUAAAUUUGGAGUCCCUCGGUAAACGGGGUUAUCGAAUACCUCCUUCAGGAACAAUCCAAGUGACCUUAUUCAACCCAAACAAGACAGUAGUGAAGAUGUUUGUGGUGAUGUAUGAUCUGAGGAAGAUGCCAGCCGGUCACCAGACGUUCUUGAGACAAAGGACCUUCUCGGUUCCCGUGAAGCAGGGAGUGUGUGAACGUGCUGGCAUUAAGCCCCUCCCCUUUCCCCUCAGCCAAGAAAGGACAUUGCGGUACCUUAUUCACUUGAGGUUCCAGAGCUCCAAGUCUGGAAAGAUCUACCUCUACAGAGACAUCCGGCUACUGUUUUCCCGCAAAUCCAUGGAAGUGGACAGUGGUGCUGCCUAUGAGCUUAAGUCCUUCACUCAGUCUCCCGCCCCACCUUUUUCCCCGCGAUGUUAGGCUCAUUAUGGGAUUUUUAAAGCCCAGAACAAAAUCAAAGAUCUUUGACCCUCUGUCUAAUGAGAAAACAAGAGUCUGCAUUUGGGCACAACUAAUUCCUCUCAAACACGGAGUGCGUUCCUCAUUAGAAUAUGAAUCCGUGUUUUUUGUUCUAUACCUUUUUAAUUUGAUGGUAUUGCUCUAUAGCAACGUGAGUAAACACAUCAGACUGCGGACCACUUUGAAAAAGUAACCUAACAACAUUAAAAACAAAACAUUGUGUGCACUGUGUAUUUCCACAAUAACUGGAAAAUAAUUCUUACAAAUAUGCUUUUUUGUACUGUUACAAAACCCACUUUAUUUGAGGUGUUGCAAUGGAAAAUAACCUUACCUGCUCAGUGUUUACAUGUUUUGUGAUAUUUAUUAUUUAUAAUUUGAUAUUCAGUAUAGCUCACAUUUAGUCUGCCUUGGUAAGCAAAAUUUUCUGUUUAUAUGUAAAUCAUACAAUGUAUUUUUUGACAGUAUUCAAAUCUGAACUAUAUAUGAAACAAUAAAUUU